AUUCAGUAUAAAAAUCAUGAAGACAAUAUUACUUUUAAUCGUGAUAACAUGUGCUGCAGUGCAAGCUAUUUCUUUCUUUGAAUUGGUGAAUCAAGAAUGGAUUAAUUUUAAGAUGGAACAUAAAAAAUGUUAUAAACAUGAGGCAGAAGAAAGAUUAAGAAUGAAAAUAUAUAUGAAAAACAAACUUCAAAUUGCUCAACAUAAUUGUGAUUAUGAACUGAAAAAAGUUACGUACAGGUUAAAAAUAAACAAAUAUGGAGAUAUGCUUAAUCAUGAAUUUAAAAAUAUGUUAAAUGGGUACAACAGGACCAUAAAUCACACAUUGAGAAAUGAAAGAUUACCUGUAGGUGCUGCAUUUAUUGAACCAUGUAACGUAGAAUUACCUAAAAUGGUAGAUUGGAGAAAAUGUGGUGCUGUCACCGAGGUUAAAGAUCAAGGACAUUGUGGUUCAUGCUGGGCAUUCUCUGCUACUGGAUCAUUAGAAGGUCAACACUUCAGACGAACAGGAGUUCUUGUUUCUUUAAGUGAACAGAAUUUAAUUGAUUGUUCUGGAAGCUAUGGUAAUAAUGGAUGUAAUGGCGGGUUAAUGGAUCAAGCUUUUUCUUAUAUCAAAGACAAUAAAGGGUUAGAUACCGAAAAAACUUAUCCAUAUGAAGGUGAAGAUGAUAAAUGCAGAUACGAUAAGCGGAGCAGUGGUGCUUCUGAUGUUGGUUUUGUAGAUAUCCCUGUAGGAGAUGAACAAAAACUGAAAGCAGCAGUAGCUACUGUAGGACCAGUAUCUGUUGCUAUAGAUGCUUCUCAUCAAUCUUUUCAAUUUUAUUCUGAUGGAAUUUAUUUCGAACCCGAAUGUUCUUCAACAAAUCUAGAUCAUGGUGUACUAGUAGUAGGAUAUGGAACUGAUGAAGAAGGUCGAGAUUAUUGGAUAGUGAAAAAUAGUUGGGGCGAAAGUUGGGGUGAGAAGGGAUACAUUAAAAUGGCCAGAAACAUAGACAACCAUUGCGGUAUUGCUUCCUCUGCUAGCUAUCCUAUUGUUGGAUCUCGAGGAUAACGAUUGUCCUCAAAAGUAAUUUUAAGAUACAAGCGAAUAUGAAUUACAAACUUCUGAUGAUUUUCCAUAACUUAAUUUUAUGCAUUUGUAUAUUUUACAUUUAAGUUUUAGUUUUUACAUCCAAUAAAUAAAUAUAUAUUUUUUGAAU
Molecule: messenger RNA, 1196 nt
Organism: Megachile rotundata (alfalfa leafcutting bee)
Lineage: Eukaryota; Metazoa; Arthropoda; Insecta; Hymenoptera; Megachilidae
Gene: CtsL1
Product: cathepsin L
Biological process (GO): proteolysis
Molecular function (GO): cysteine-type peptidase activity
Source: RefSeq, a predicted model, not a curated record